AUGUCCGAAUCACGAGAACAAAUUUUAGCUGAUUUUCAGGCCUGCACUGGACUGGAAAAUAUGGAAGAAUGUAUUCAUUGUUUAGAUCAAUAUGACUGGAAUUUAAUGAAAGCUGUUGAGGCUGUAAAUCAAACAAUCGGAUCAUCUGGUACUGAUGAUUUAUCUCCUCAAAGAGUAGGAAAAGCUACCGCAACAUCCACAUCUUCUACGAGCGCAACUCGUAAAAUUCCUUCAAGUGACGAUGAUGAUGAUGAACCAAAAGUGAUUAAAACGUAUACGAAUAAUUCGACAGCCCGUCGUUCAACAGCAGAAAAAACAUCGUUAAGACCAAAUAAAACUACACCUACUUCUGGCACGUCGUUGAAAACACGUAGCUCUGAUGAUCGAAUUCGUGAAUUAAAUUUCAAUGUUGAAUAUCGUGACGCAACAGAACGUAUAACAGCAUCAGAACAAGACACUAUUCUUCAACUGAAAGAAAAAAUUGCAAAAAAAUUUAAUGUGCCAACUAACAGACAACAUUUUGUAGAUUGGAAACACCGGCAAAAUGAUAAUACACAUCUUAAAGACUUAAGUUUGCCCAAACAUAACGACAUACAUUUAGUAUCUAGUACUCCAUCAUCAAGUGGUCAUAAUCUUCGUACAGCAUCAACAAUAACACAAACAAAUAGUCGACAUGAUAAUCAUGCAUCAGCAUCAUCAUUUAAUUAUGACUUUCCUAUUACAGUUCGAUGCGAAGAUAAAUUUGGACGACAAAUUCCCUAUGAAUUAUGCUUACUAGACAAUACGACAAUCGCAGAAAUAAAAAAACAAGUUGAACGAUUAACUCAGUUACCAGUAAAAAGUCAAGAAUGGAAAGGAUUAAACGGCUGCAAAGAUUCGGAUACAUUAAAUUCGAGUGGUAUUCAACCAAAAGCAACAUUAUCAGUUCGACGUGCACCUAUUCCACUGGUGAAACUUGAUUCGAAGAAUUCAAAUCAUAGUGAUGAUGAACAAUCUGUGAUGGAAAUUGAUGAUGAUGAUAAUACGGGGUUUGAUGAAGCUUCCUUCACAUCAAAACGUGAACCAUUGAUACCAGAUCGAUGUACAAAUGAAUCAGCCGGUCUUGAAAAUUUUAUUCGUAUAUUUCCAAAACGAUUUUCAGCAUCUGGUCCAAUAUUAUAUAUUGGCUCAUUAGAAAGUGCUAUUCAAGGUUCACUUCAUUCACCUAUUAAACAUCGACGUCCAUUAGCCAUUUAUUUACAUCAUGAUGACAGUAUAUGUGCAAAUGUAUUUUGCUCUCAGGUACUUUGUUCAGAUACAAUUGUCGAAUAUUUGGCAAAUAAUUACGUUCUAUGGGCGUGGGAUUUAACAUUUGAUUCAAAUCGAAUUAAACUUAUUGAAUUAUUAAAAAGUCAUGUUGGUACAACUUGUGCUUUGCGAGUUCAAUCCAUGAAUAAAGAAAGUUUUCCGUUAAUUCUUAUUAUUACAAGACAUCGUGGAAAUAUGGAAUUGAUUAAUAUUAUUGAAGGAAACACAACACCCGAUGAAGUAUUGAAUAAUCUUAUACAAUCAUAUGAAACGUUUGACGAACAACUCAGACGAGACGAAGUGGAAGAAACAUUGCGUGAAACACGAGAAAAUUUAAAACGUCAACAAGAGGAAGAAUACAAAGCAUCUUUAGCUGCUGAUGUUGCCAAACAAAAACAACGAAUGGAAGAUGAAAAAAAAGUGAAAGAACAAGAACAUGCUGAAGAAAAUCAAAAAAAGCAACGACUAGCUAUGCAAAAAGAAUGUCAAGCAAAAUUAACAGCUGAACCACUUGACAGUGAUAAAGAUAUAACAACAUUGAAGAUACGUUUACCAGAUAAUCAGGGGAUAUUAAUGAGGCGAUUUCGAAUCAAAGACACACUGCAGACAUUAUUUGACUAUCUCACGAGUGAAGGUCGUAUGUUUGGUGAAUAUAAACUAUUAUCCAUUCAUCCUAGACGAGAUUUAACAGCGUUGAAUAAGUCAGAUACGCUUGAAAAAUUAAAAUUAUAUCCACAAGAACAGUUGAUACUUGAAGCAUUAUAA
Molecule: messenger RNA, 2052 nt
Organism: Didymodactylos carnosus
Lineage: Eukaryota; Metazoa; Rotifera; Eurotatoria; Philodinida; Philodinidae
Source: the annotation of a GenBank genome assembly